AUGGCUGGUAAUAACAACCAUAUGCAAGGGUACAUCAAUAAGAUGAUUGCAAACAAUACCGAACAACAUGGUGUACCUUCGGACGAGAAUCGAUAUCAUAUAGUGCCUAUGCGAGUGACCGACGUUGAUGAUGCUCAUGGAAGUACAGGUGCUCUUUACCUGAUCGGAUUUUGGAAUGGUCAAGCAAUCUACAGAACUACUCAUACAGUAGCUCAUCACAUGGAAGGCAAUCAGCUUGGUCAAUAUGAAAUACAUUGGCCGCCAGUAUUUCCCGACGUUUGGGUACCGGAAUGCGAAGUUCUUCAAAUCGACAUCAGCAUUCGUGACUGGUUCGCAUCGGUCAUAUCACUUCCAACGGAUGAUAAUGAUGAUGACCUUGAUGAAAUAGAAGAACAGGACGAAUACGUCGAAUACGACGACGGCGACGAAGAAGAACAAGAACAAGAAGAAUAUGAGGGCGAUGAUGACCGCUAUCGCCGAAAUGUUCGAUAUAUCGUACGUCGACGUCUAGAUCAACAACUAACCGUAAAGGCACUUGCUUGGCUUUUCGUCCGAACAAUCAAACGUCGUGCAACAGUUGAUUAG
Molecule: messenger RNA, 585 nt
Organism: Adineta ricciae
Lineage: Eukaryota; Metazoa; Rotifera; Eurotatoria; Adinetida; Adinetidae
Source: the annotation of a GenBank genome assembly